Molecule: messenger RNA, 1110 nt
Organism: Helianthus annuus (common sunflower)
Lineage: Eukaryota; Viridiplantae; Streptophyta; Magnoliopsida; Asterales; Asteraceae
Product: glucan endo-1,3-beta-glucosidase
Exons: 3
Coding region: 73-1110 (345 amino acids)
Biological process (GO): carbohydrate metabolic process
Cellular component (GO): plasma membrane
Molecular function (GO): hydrolase activity, hydrolyzing O-glycosyl compounds
Source: RefSeq, a predicted model, not a curated record
ACGCAUGAGGGGUCUUGAAAGAGGCAUCCCGCACAUUUGAAUCCGUGAUGUCCUGCUCCAAGGAGGCAUCAAAUGGCCAUUUUGGUAAACCUUAUGGCAUCAACUAUCCUACUACUCGGUAUACUCAUAAGCUUUUUCGUUUCCACAGAUGCACAAUCCGUUGGUGUGUGCUAUGGAGAAUUCGGCAAUAGCUUGCCCUCCCAACAAUAUGUGGUGAACCUUUACACAACCAACGGCAUAACCAGGAUGCGAAUCUAUGCUCCGAAUCCAGCUACCCUUGGGGCCCUAGGGGAAACCGAUAUAGAACUCAUUCUCGACGUCCCAAAUGGUUCUCUCGAGUCCCUCACCGAUCCCAAUGCCGCGACCACUUGGGUUAGAGACAACGUCUUAAGUUACCCUGAUGUCAACUUUCGAUACAUCGCUGUGGGGAAUGAAGUCGAUCCAAAUAACGAUAACACUCGCGGGUUCGCCAGUUUUGUGCUUCCGGCAAUGAACAAUGUUCACAACGCCCUUCGAGCCGUGGGCCUCGACGAAGAUAUCAAGGUCUCGACCGCAACCUACACUGGCCUAUUAAAAAAAUCAUAUCCACCUAGUGAAGGUGUAUUUGAUGACAAUGUGUUGAGUUUUAUCAAACCAAUAAUCACAUUUCUAGCCCAAAAUGGUUCACCAAUGCUUGCUAAUAUCUACCCUUACUUUGCUCAUGUUGGUCCCCCUAUGUUGCCUGAUCUCUCAUUUGCAUUAUUUACCAAAUCAACACCCGCUUAUAGCGAUCAAGGUCGACCGUACUUUAACCUUUUUGACGCCAUGUAUGAUGCUCAUUAUGCGGCUCAAUCGCGUCUUGGUGGAGGCAAUGUUGAGAUCGUUGUGUCGGAGAGUGGAUGGCCAUCAGCCGAAGGAGAUGUAGCGACAACUGAAAACGCGGGAACUUACUAUAGAAACUUGAUUUCACAUGUGAAAAGUUCGUCAGGGACGCCUGCGAGACCUGGAAGAUCUAUAGAGACGUAUUUGUUUGCAAUGUUUGAUGAAAACUUGAAACCAGGAAAAGAGACUGAGAAGCAUUUUGGAGUUUUCUUGCCUGAUCAAAGACCAAAAUAUCAACUAAGCUUUUGA